Messenger RNA from Chlamydomonas reinhardtii, 3836 nucleotides. RefSeq lists its product as uncharacterized. The transcript has 20 exons. Lineage: Eukaryota; Viridiplantae; Chlorophyta; Chlorophyceae; Chlamydomonadales; Chlamydomonadaceae. The record is from RefSeq and is a predicted model, not a curated record. The coding region runs from base 173 to 2473 and encodes 766 amino acids. Gene Ontology annotation, molecular function: protein kinase activity; ATP binding. Gene Ontology annotation, biological process: protein phosphorylation.
GUUAAAUUGACAAGUCAUACACAGACAACGGCGCACUGACAACACACAGACAACUCCUGCUGUUCGUUAGGUCGCAUCGCACCCGCAAGCUCGCAAACCGCCCUGUUUACAUCUACACCUGUGCGCUUACAAGUGGCGCACUUAGCGCAUUAUGAACACCCUUAGGAGCGGGAUGUGGACGCUACGAGGUGGUAGACAGGCGUGGACGGGGCCUCAGCGGUCGCAGCCUCAACACCAAGCAACAGGCUGUCCACGGCCAGUAGCUGUGCACUCUGCAGCGGUGAACGUUCUGGCGUCCACGAAGCCAACGGAGGGCUCAUCAACGACUGGCCCCAAGCAGGUUGUCGCGAAACCAGCUAAAGUCUCAGUCCCCAGGGGCUCGUUUGGGCGAGCUGAGGACCAGCUUGUUACACCGCGCUCGAGCGUGGAUAGCAAUGUGGACUGGUUCUACUCGGAGGCCGCUCAGAAGGAGUGGGUCCAGGCCAUGGAGUUGGACAUGCUGACUCCCGACAUGCCGCUGCUGCUCAAGGAGAUGGGAAUCAACUACGACCCCGAAAAACUCAAUGCCGCGCUGGCCCAGAGCUGGCCGCAGGUCUAUUCGCGGGCCGUGCAGGUGUCCGCCACCCUGGGUGGCUUCAUCGCGGCAGUGGCGCGGGACUACGCGCUGGGCCAAUUUGAGUCCAACAUGCCGGUCCGGGCCAAGGAGCUGCGCACGCUGCUGGGGCGGCUGGGUCCGGCGCUCGUGAAGAUCGGCCAGGCUCUGUCCGCCCGGCCCGACCUGCUGCCGCGCACCUACCUGGAGGCGCUGUCGGAGCUGCAGGACCGACUGCCCAGCUUCCCCACGGAGAUUGCCUUUGCGGUGAUUGAGGAGGAGCUGGGGGCGCCUGUGGACCAGGUGUUCCUGGAGAUGAGCGAGCUGCCGGUGGCGGCGGCCAGCCUGGGGCAGGUGUACAAGGCCCGCCUGAAGGAUGGCACGGACGUGGCGGUCAAGGUGCAGCGGCCCAACAUCGGCGAGACCAUCGCGGUGGACAUGCUGCUGCUGCGGCGGCUCAUGGGCGUGGUGGACAAGCAGCUGCCAGCCAUUGGGGUGUCCCAGCCGCUGGUGCCGCUGGUGGAUGAGUUUGCGCGGCGCCUGUUCGCCGAGUUGGACUACGUGCAGGAGGGCCACAACUGCGAGCGCUUCCAGGCGCUGUACGGCUCCAUGCCCCGCGUGCGCACACCCAAGAUCUACUGGCAGCACACCAGCCGGAGGGUGCUGACCAUGGAGUGGAUCGAGGGAGUCAAGCUCACCAACCAGGCAGCCAUGGAUGAGGCGGGUCUGAGUGUGGUAGACUUUGUGGACGUGGGCAUUGAGUGCACGCUGCGGCAGCUGUUGGAGCACGGCUACUUCCACGCGGACCCACACCCAGGCAACCUGCUGGCCACGCGCGGCGGCGACCUGGUGUACCUGGACUUCGGCAUGAUGAGCGAGGCGCCGCAGUACGCCCGGUAUGCCAUUAUGGCCCACGUGGUGCACCUGGUCAACAGGGACUAUGAGGCGAUGUGCAAGGACUACUACACCCUGCAGUUCAUGGACCCCUCCGUGGACACCACCCCCAUCGCGCCCGCCCUGGCCGCCUUCUUCGACGACGUGCUCGACAGCUCCGUGUCCACCCUCAACUUCAAGGCCAUCGUGGACGGGCUGGGUGAGGUGCUGUUCCAGUACCCCUUCCGUGUGCCCGCCUACUACGCCCUCAUCCUGCGCAGCCUCACAGUGCUGGAGGGGCUGGCGCUGCAGGCCGACCCUAACUACAAGCUGCUGGCCAAGGCCUACCCCUACAUGGCCAAACGCCUGCUCACCGACCCGGCCCCCGAGCUGAGGGAGAGCUUCGAGGACCUCAUACUCAAGGACGGGCAGUUCCGGUGGAACCGGCUUGAGAACCUGCUGCGUGAGGGCUCCAAGAGCCAGGACUUUGACCCCACACAGCUGUGGCUGUUGGCAGAGUGGCUGCUGUCGCCCGCGGCCGCGGGCGUGCGGUCCACCGUGGUCGCGGAGCUGGGCAGGGUCAUUGACGCGGCGGCGGCGGCGGACGUGCGCACGCGCAUCGAGCAGCAGACCGGCAACAAGGCCAUUGCGGACGCGCUGGUUCCCCCGCAGCCGGCGGAGGCGGAGGCGCGGGAGCGGGCGGCCCUGCUGCUCGGCUCCAUCAGCAGCCGACUAAACCUGCAGGAGCCGCUCAGGCUGCAGGGGAGCGGCCCCUUUGGCCUCAUUACGCCCGCGGACGUGCAGUCCACCACCGCCCGCCUGCGCGGCGUGCUGGCAGCCACGACCCCGCGCCUGUCCACGCUGCUGGAGCAGCCCGGCAGCACGGAAAUCAUCAACGGGCUGGUCAGCCAGCUCAGCCGCCGGUUGGCAGCGCGCGCCAUUAAGUUUGUGUUCGGGGCGCAGCAGACACUGGCAGCGGCAUCCACGGGCGGCGGCGUCCGGGCGUGAGGAUGGCGGAUGUACGCGGGCGGACGGGUGAACGGGUGCCGUGGGGGAUACUUCCACCAUUCCCAGUAAGAAGGGGGGAGGGGUAAGUGUUAGGGGAAGUUGUUAAUGCACGGCGCAGGGUUUUGUUGCUUUGAUGCGCAAUGCCAUGGUUGCGGGUGUCGGCAUCGGUGUCAGCCUUAAUUGGAUGCGGGAAGUGAUGAGCAAGUUCGUAAUGAAGCCCAGCUGCGAGCAGAGUUUUUCCAAGGAGCGAGGGCAGUUUUAUAUGGAUCACUCCUGCAGCGUGAAAGCUCGCGGUACGACCAUCCUGAACAGCGGAAUUUGAUGUAGCGUGUAGAGUGCAAGGGUGAGCGCAUGGCGCUUUAGGUUCCUCAUGACCGUACCGUGUAUGUGUGGAGGGGCGUGUGCGCUUUUGCGCGGCAUGUGCGGAUGGCGCAGCAGGUGCCUGCUGGCGGACACGUCGCAGGUACAAGCCAUGCUUGAUGUUGCAGUGGAGACGUAGAGCCGUGCGGCUCAAGGCUCCUUGCGAAGCCAAUGAAUGGUGCGUGUACAGUGUCAGUAGUGAGGCUCACUGUGUGGUGGAUGCAUUUACAGCAGUGCCGAGGUAAUAUGCCACCGGUGGCACGCGCUGCGUGCGUGGUCCAGGCAGCUGCACGACAGGAAUCAAUCAAUCAUUAAUGCGGGCCGUGAUGGUGAUGUUUACGCGCUGAGAGCAACCCUGCGCUUUGUUUGCACUCGUGAUUAUGCGCGCCAACAACACACGGCGCCCGUUGGGCACACACCAUAUCAAAAGAACGGUGCAGGAGUGGGCCUAACUUGCGGCAUGUUGAACGCUUUUGGUCUGUGCUCGCGGCUGCCGCAUACAGCCAAUAUUUCAUGUUGUGGCUUAUGUAUCUGCGUACAUGCAUGUACGACAUGUGUGAGCGGGUGUACUGCAACAUGACGUCCGCAAACAGUCUGCUGUGCAGAGCGAGGGGUGUAUUGUAUGAGCAGUGCAUGCGCCCGUGUGCUGUGCGUGCGCCGUGAUGGGCACGGCCGGCGGUGUAAAGGAGUGUUGUUGGUGUUGAGACUUGUCUGCUGUAGGACUAGGGCGCCACUACCUGGGCCACUGGCCAAGCUAACAGCGGUUAUGUAAUAUGGCUGCCGGGCAAGUGGAUGGCUCUGACGCUCGGUCCAGGCCUAUCUUGCGGGGCAGCGAAGGUCGGAGCAUUGUCUCUUUCACCUGUGUCAUGGACUCUAGGACUCAGACAUGAGGGGCAGGUUUUGUCCGAAGGCCUAUGGACAAGCUGGAAACUGUGGAAAGCCCCAAAACCGCCAUGCGCCCAGACAAAAGACGGCGGCCAGCCGGCUGUAAAAGGACUGGCUA